This is a messenger RNA of Culex pipiens pallens (northern house mosquito), 1207 nucleotides long. RefSeq names its product THAP domain-containing protein 1-like. Gene Ontology annotation, molecular function: sequence-specific DNA binding. The record is from RefSeq and is a predicted model, not a curated record. Bases 829 to 1155 code for a protein of 108 amino acids. The transcript is spliced from 2 exons. NCBI's taxonomy places the organism in Eukaryota, Metazoa, Arthropoda, Insecta, Diptera, Culicidae.
UGAGAUUCACACAGUUGGUUUUGGUCUCGACGCUUGUUGCCACCGCUGGAUGAAAUUCGCACGCUUGGAGCAGCUGCGAUCCGUGGCUACGUGGGCUCCAAAGCAGUUGGCAUACCGCUUCGGCUCGGCUUUGCAUUAUUCCUUCCCUUGAGUCAAUUUCGGUCGCUUGUUCCGGUAGGCCUACCACCGGAUGUGAAAUGCUUCUAUGCGCUUGAUUCAGUUGCUUUAGGUUGGUGUACCCCAUUUGGGAACGUAAUAAUGUACGGGGUUUCCUCCGAGGAGCCAAACGCUCAUUUUCUUUUGAUGACGUGCUCCUCCACAGCAUCCAGGUUGUGCGAUUCCUUGAGAUUUUUCGUAUUCUGGUGAAGCCGGUGGGAGCCCUCUGACAACAUUUUGAGCACUUUGAUCCCAAACGAAGUCAGAUCGCAACUUGGCCUCAUUGUGCACGACAACAUUGCACUUUUCAGCUUGGCGUAGCUCGAAUUCUUUACCACCAGAGGUGUUGGCUCUUGGCCACUGGAACCGGUGGGUCGCCGCUCUGCCCGGCUGGGUUACCGUUGUUGUUGUUGUUCUCCUCCAGCGGGCUGAACUUGUUGCUGAGAAGAUGCUUCUCUUGGCCAUUUCCCACUUUGGAUCCGUCACUGGUCUUCUUCCGCUUCUGCGUUCAGGUUACGGGACGAAACUCGUCCCCAUCGGAGGGUUCUUCCAACUCCAUGCGUUAGCACUUUGCCGCUCAACGAAACCAGCAGAAAAAAACAAACGUUGCAGCUGUCAAGAAAUCAACUGUGGUACCACACGGUGCCGUUUUGAAAACAAAGCGUGAGCAUCAUGAACUGCACCGUCGAAGGAUGCGGCAACAGCUACCGGAAAUGUCGUGGCAGAGUGGGCUUCCGUCUCCACGGCUACCCAGUCAAGCGGCCCGAGGUCUGCGAGCAGUGGAAGCAAUUUUCCGGCUGGAGUGGAAAUCUCACCAACGCAAAAAUCUGCUCGCAUCACUUCAAGCCGGACGACUACUUCCAUCAAACCAGCUCGACAAGUCCACAGGCACCGGUACUGCUGCAGGAUGCCGUUCCGUCCGUGGGGGGAUGUCCUCGUUGGCAACAACAGCAACAGAGCAACAGGGCAACUAGCCACAACUCGGAUGCUUUUUCAUAAGAUUUUUGUAAAUUGUCAAUUUUUUGAUAAAAAAUAAAACUUAGUUCAAACA